Notechis scutatus (mainland tiger snake) is the source of this 2749-nucleotide messenger RNA. NCBI's taxonomy places the organism in Eukaryota, Metazoa, Chordata, Lepidosauria, Squamata, Elapidae. The record is from RefSeq and is a predicted model, not a curated record.
AGCUAGAAGAUACAUAUAGUAUAUAAACCCAUUCCACAUACUUUAGUAAAAUUGCUUACAAUUAAAGUGAUGCCUGUAAGUUUAUAACUGCAUUGUAUUCAUUCCCCAUAUUUGAUACACAAUGUGUCAAUAUUCCUUUCCAUGUUUUUUCUGUUUCAUUUAAGAACUGACAUAAACCAUUCAGAUGGACGUUAAAUAAGAAAUGAAUCCAUUCCAUUGCAGAUGAAGCUGGUAUACCAGACAGUUGCAUAUACAGCUCUGCCUAUGAAAUGAGACCAUGACAACUGAUGAGGCUACAAAGAAGGAAGGCGAGGUCCAAGCAGCAACUCUUGUUGAACGAGGUGAAGAUAUAACACCAAAUAAAGAUCGAGGAGUUCUGAAGAUUGUGAAGAGACCAGGAAAUAAGGAUGAAUCUCCUAUGAUUGGAGACAAAGUUUAUGUCCAUUACAAAGGAAAGCUGGCCAAUGGAAAAAAGUUUGAUUCCAGCCGUGACAGGAAUGAGCCAUUUAUCUUCAGCCUGGGCAAAGGUCAGGUUAUCAAAGCAUGGGAUAUUGGGGUUGCCACUAUGAAAAGAGGAGAGAUCUGCCACUUGCUAUGUAGGCCAGAAUAUGCAUAUGGCUCUGCUGGUAGUGUCCCAAAGAUCCCCUCAAACGCAACCCUCUUUUUUGAGAUUGAACUGCUUGAUUUCAAAGGGGAGGAUUUAUUUGAUAAUGGAGGCAUCAUUCGUAGGAUCAAGCAAAAAGGUGAAGGAUAUUCUAACCCCAAUGAAGGAGCAGCUGUUCAGAUCCAAUUGAAAGGGUUUUGUGAUGGCAGAAUGUUUGAUUGUAGAGAUGUAGCAUUCACCGUUGGAGAAGGGGAAGACCAUGACAUUCCCAUUGGAAUUGACAAAGCUCUGGAGAAGAUGCAAAGAGGAGAACACUGUAUCUUGCAUAUAGGAACACAAUAUGGGUUUGGUGAAGCUGGAAAGCCUGUAUUUGGCAUAGAACCAAAUGCUGAACUUGUGUAUGAAGUUACAUUGAAAAGCUUUGAAAAGGCCAAAGAAUCCUGGGAGAUGGACACCAAAGAGAAACUAGAACAGGCUGCCAUUGUUAAAGAAAAAGGAACUGUGUAUUUUAAGGAAGGCAAGUACUUGCAAGCAGUGAUUCAGUAUGGAAAGAUCGUAUCCUGGUUAGAAAUGGAAUAUGGCUUAUCAGAAAGGGAAUCUAAAGCUUCAGAAUCUUUAUUGUUGGCAGCCUUCCUCAACCUUGCUAUGUGCUACUUAAAGCUACGGGAAUACACUAAAGCAAUUGAGUACUGCAAUAAGGCAUUAGCAUUGGACCAAGCCAAUGAAAAGGGCUUGUACCGAAGAGGAGAGGCAAGGCUGCUCAUGAAUGAAUUUGAGUUGGCAAAAUGUGACUUUCAGAGAGUGCUAGAAGUGAAUCCACAGAAUAAGGCAGCCAAGUCACAAAUUACCAUGUGUCAGAAGAAAACAAAGGAGCACAAUGAACGGGACCGAAAGAUAUAUGCCAACAUGUUCAAGAAAUUUGCAGAGAGAGAUGCAAAGGAGGAGGCCAGUAAAACUACAGAAGAGAAGGAGGAAAAGCCAUCUUCAGAAAUUGAGCUUAAGAAGACAGUGACUGAAGGCAGUGAAUCAGAGGGCCAUGUAUGACUGUGCAGCAGAAGGACAAUCCUGAAUUUAGCCUGCACCCAGACAGGUUUCUGAAGGACUCAGAAAUUCUACAGUGUUUAAUGUAAAGUUUGUUUCAAUAGGCAUUAUUGUGGAAGCAAAAGCCUAUCCAGAAGUUUCACAAGAAAUGAUAAAAUUACUGCCACUGCGGUGACCAUGCUCAGCAGUGCACCAUAAACCAAGGACAGAAUGGGACCACUUCAAGUGGAACAAAUGGUUCAGUAACAAAUACCCACAAUGGUUCUUGAUUAUAGAUGGCUCAGAGCUCAUUUCACUUUGCAUCAGGCAGUGACCAGGAUAGGGCCCCACAGGGAUAAGAGAACAGGAGCUGUCAGUUAUAUAGAUUUCGCGUUGCAUUUGGUUGUGUUUGUGGUAGCACCACAUGUGUAUAUUCUGCAUGUCAGAAAGAAAGGCCCAAGUGCUACCUAUUCAAGGUACCACUCCCAUGUUAGUAGAGUCAAAUGGAAAACCGUUUAAAAAGUCAGGCUCCUGGGAUUUUAUUCUCUCUGUUCUUGUAGUUCCAAUGGGUUUCUGUAGCACAAUAGUUUCUCAGGGAACUGAGUAGUCCAAAUCGUGCUAUUAUUGUUGUUCUUGUUAUUAAACGAUUGCUUGCUGGCAAGGUCCCCAAUCUAUUGAUGACCAAGUACAGCAGAAAUGCCAGCUUCUGGGCGUGAGCAUUUCCCACCUCUCAUUCCCCACUUUCCUAUCAAUAUGAUCAGCACCAAACAGCGCUGAUUAGCUGCUGCAGAAGGAGGGAAAGGAAUCUGGACUGAACCAGGCCAUUCCCCCCCCCCCCUUCCAGGAUCAGUUAGAUGUGGACAUAGGGAUGCUUGAGGACAGUAGCCUUUUUCCUUUUUAAUGCAUUUUUUUUCUUGCUGUGUGGGGCAAAUGUAUGCAGUAAUCAACUUGAAUUAUGUGUUGAGACCUGUUGAAUGCAUUGCUCAAAUUUAUAACAUGAUAGCAAUCAGGAUAUUUUUAAAAAAAGAAAAGAAAAAGAUUUUCUUUCAAAAAAUCAUUAUGAUUAGUUUUAUCAGUAAUACGGUGACAUAUUUUGCAACAUUAAAAACACUUUUAGAAACUAAA